This is a messenger RNA of Adineta steineri, 1125 nucleotides long. The record is from the annotation of a GenBank genome assembly. Lineage: Eukaryota; Metazoa; Rotifera; Eurotatoria; Adinetida; Adinetidae.
AUGCUUGCUACUUCCUACUGCACAGAUCGUUAUAACAAACCAAGUAUAUAUGAAGAUUAUUCGACAGAUAUUCAUAAUAAUAAAAUUUCAUGGUUGAACUUUUUAACUGCUCAACCAAUUCCAGAAGAAACUGAAAUGUCUGAUUGUUCAGAUAGUGAAAGUUCGAUAUCAUCAACUGAAGAUUCUUAUAUCGUUCUUGAAGUACGAAAACCUCGUUCAAUUGAUAAAACAACAGAUAUUAUAGAAAAUAAAUUACAUUUUGCUCAAAUAAAUAUUGAUGAACAUAUUGUAAAGUAUGAUCAAAUUGCUAAACCAAUAACCACGCGGGUAGCAUUGCAAGCACAUGCCAUUGAAAUUCAAGUGGAAUCUUUGAUACAAAUUGAUGUAUUUGAAAAAGUUAUACAACGAACUAAUCGUAUUCUUUUUCAUACACCUAAAAAACUUGAUAAAUCUGUCUCGGUAUCUGAUAAUGACUUUACCGAUUCCAUGGAAUUACAAACAAAUUGUCCUAUUAUUGAAGGGGAACCUAUGGAUAUUCAUUCUUCACUAACAAGUCUCGAUUCAAUUGAUAAGGAUUCAUUAAUUGAAAACAAUUAUUCUGCUGUAUUAACUCAACAAAAAGCAAAUUACAUUGAAGAAGAACAAAAACCUCCAAUCAAUGAAAUAAAAACGUUAAAACGUCGAUUAGCACCCAAUGAUGAAUACAAAGAAAAAUCGAAUCGAAUUAAAGAACAAAAAAUUACUCAUACACAAAUGAGUAAUAGUUUUUCAAUAACAAAUAAACAAUCAAAAUCAUCAACAUUAUUUCGUUUUAUAAAAAAUCAAACACGACAUAUACAAACCAAAUAUAAUAUGUCUAAUCAUGAAAUGAAAUCUAAUGAACCAUCAUUAGUUCAAAUAAAAUAUUUCGAUGGACGAUCAAGUUUAACCGAUAUGAAUAUUCAGGGAUCACAAAUUUUAUGUAAUCCAGUAUCACCAUUAAGUUCAUCAUCGAAGUCUUCAUCUCGAAAACGAAUAUUAAAUCAUUUUUCAAUAUUUUCAAAAACAACUUCAACUGAAGAAAUAUAUUCAAAACCAAAAUUUGGAAUAUUCAAUGGAAGAAAAUCGAAAGAUAGUUAUGUUUGA